This is a messenger RNA of Ostreococcus tauri, 1467 nucleotides long. RefSeq lists its product as uncharacterized. The transcript has a single exon. Bases 1 to 1467 code for a protein of 488 amino acids. NCBI's taxonomy places the organism in Eukaryota, Viridiplantae, Chlorophyta, Mamiellophyceae, Mamiellales, Bathycoccaceae. The record is from RefSeq and is a predicted model, not a curated record.
AUGUCCUGGGUGGGUGAUGGGUUUCAUGAAGAAUUUGGCGCGGGACGAUACGAGACGACGCUGAGCGAGCGAACGGCGACGUGGGGGCGGGAGAGGGUGGGUGAUGACGCCGUGAUCGCGUUGACGUCGUCGGAGACGGGGAGAUUGAUCGAUUGUGAUGGGUCGGAGAUUGAACGCGUCGCGCGUCGGUUGACGGAGGGCGGCGCCGGGACGGCGACGGCGAGAGCGUACGCGGGACAUCAGUUCGGAACGUUCGCGGGUGCGCUCGGGGACGGUAGGGUGGUUAGCUUGGGGUGGGUGAAAUCUUUGGACGGCACGACGAGGGAGGUGCAGGUGAAGGGAGGGGGGAAGACGACGCGCACGCGGGACGGCGGCGACGGGCGAUGCACGCUGCGUUCGACGAUUCGGGAGUUUUUGUGCGCCGAGAUCUUAGCCGCGCUCGACGUGCCGACCACGCGAUUGAUGUGCGUGAUAUCUACGAACGAAGGCGUGGUCCGACGUACGAAGGCGAAUUCGGCGCGUUUGGAGUACGGCGGGAUGUCCGUUCGCGUCUGCGAAGCGCCGUUGGUUCGUUUCGGCACGUUUGAGUUACCGGCGAGCCGGCGCGACUUUGAUUGCGUUCGCGCGUUGGCCGAUCACGUCAUCGCGUCUGAUUUAUUUGUGGGUGAGAUCGAUGAUGUCGAUCGUCACGGCGCGCUCCUGUGCGCCGCGGCGAGACGGAACGCGAUCACCGUCGCUCGAUGGAUGUCAAUCGGUUUCGUGCACGGGGUAAUGAACACGGAUAACACGACCGUGUGCGGGACGACGAUCGAUCUCGGGCGUUUCGGAUUCAUGGAGGCGUACGACGAAGAAUUCUGCUCGAAUCCUGACGACGAGACGAAGAUGUACGCGUUCGGUCGUCAACGAAGCGUCGCGAGAUGGAACGUCGAGCGACUCUGCGACGCAUUUGAGCGCGUCGUCCCGGCGAGCGCUCACCGGAGCGCGCUCUGCGCGUUCGACGACGCGUUCGAGAACGAAACGAAACGGCUGAACGAGCGCAAGUUUGGCGUGCGCGAUGACGACGGAGUCGUCUCGAGCGCGUUUCAUCGAGUCUUGCGCGUCGGCGGUUUCGAUUUCACUCGAGCGCACCGCGCGCUCGGGGAGAUCGCAUCGACGCUCGUCGAGUCGUCGUCGUCGUCGUCCGAACGCGUCGUUCGCAACGUAUUCGCUCGUCUCUUUGACGUCGACGCCGAACAGCUCGAUCGAUCGGUGGAUGAUUUCGCUCGAGCGUACGCGUCGGCGCUCUCGUCGGACGCGCGCGACGCGCGUCGACGCCGAUUGACGCAAGACGCCACCAAUCCCGUCUUCAUCCUCCGCGAACGGGACGUCACUGAGGCGAUCGACGCAGCGCUCGAGGACGAUUGGACGCUCGCGCGAACGCUCGCCCAUCGCUGCGCGACGCCGUUCCGCGACGAAAUUCUCUCAUAA